UUCUUCCAUAUUUCUUCGUAUAUUUUCCACGUUGGCAAACACACAAGGCGACAGCUCUAAUGGCUUCCAACAGUCUUCUUCUCACCGUCCUUCUCAUACUCGUUUCUAUCUGUCUAACUUCCGGUUAUUCUCAUCCCACAAGAGAUCUCUUGUUUAAACAAGACGAUGAAUCAUACUCUAUGUCCACGAGCGAACAAGGAUCGUCGAUGAUUGAUGUUGAAGAUCUAGUGAAAGCUCGAAGCCUUCAAGCUCUACUCGCUGGCUCAAAAGUGGCUGUGAAUAAAGCUAAGAGCACUUCAUUCAAGGGUUCAAAGAAGAAAAAACAUAAGAGUAAAGUAGGAUCAUUGGAUGUUUCAGCCCUUGUUGGAAUCAUCAUCGCAGCAAUUGUGGUUACUAUUAUCAUCAUCUGUGUUAUAUACUUUCUCUAUCUGAAACACAAAACAAAAAAGGCUGAAAGUCUUGGACAAGAGAAAACAAAUGGAUCAUCGAUAAAUCAGACAUCAAAAACAGAUGAUAUUAUUGUCUAGAAAAGAACAUCAUCGCCAACUACAUUUUAUUUUAUUUUCUGUGAUUUUUUUGUUAGAUAGCUUAUGUAGUGGAUGUGUUAAAAAAAAACAAAAGUGUAUGUAAUGGCAUUUGCAAAUUAUUAAAUUGUACCUGUUCAAUUUGUUUAUUAAAUUAUAUGUAUACUCUUUUUUCUCUUUA
Messenger RNA from Raphanus sativus (radish), 705 nucleotides. RefSeq lists its product as uncharacterized. The record is from RefSeq and is a predicted model, not a curated record. The transcript has 4 exons. NCBI's taxonomy places the organism in Eukaryota, Viridiplantae, Streptophyta, Magnoliopsida, Brassicales, Brassicaceae. The coding region runs from base 60 to 527 and encodes 155 amino acids.